AUGGGCAAAAUAUGCGUGGAAAUUUUUUUCCCAAAAGCCCUUUAUGUGCUUGUCGUAGGAGAGGGACUUGGGACGAGUAGCGACCCAUGCAAUCAAGUUUACAAGGGAACAUCAGCAUUUACCGAAGCAGAAAGCAAGGCCCUAAGAGAUGUUAUGUUGCCCCUGAAUGGCAAAGUAAAGGCAUACAUAACUCUCCACUCUUUUGGACAAUACAUACUUUACCGAUGGAGUUACUCAACUCAAGUCAAGCACCCUCUAACAACAAGCAUGGAUAAUGCUGCUAAAGCAAUGGCUGGACAAAUUAAAAACAAAACUCAAGCUGUGUACCGUGCUGGCAACGGUGCUGUAACACUUUAUCCUGCAGCUGGGACAUCUGCUGACUGGGUCUCUUAUGCAAUGAAUGUUACUUAUGCAUACACAAUUGAGCUGAGAGACACCGGGUCGUAUGGCUUUACACUACCUGCAUCACAGAUAUUGCCUACUGUACAGGAUGCCUGGGAGGCUAUAAGUCGUUUGGCUACAAUGGUUUGAAUGAAGCAACAGAGUCAACAAACGAAAAUUUCCGCAGUGAAACUAAGAGACAAGGAGCUAUGGUUUGCAACACAGAUUAUCAAGUGAAGUCUUACAAGUAU
This is a messenger RNA of Macrobrachium nipponense, 632 nucleotides long. Its product is annotated as carboxypeptidase A4-like. The coding region runs from base 1 to 531 and encodes 176 amino acids. Gene Ontology annotation, biological process: proteolysis. Lineage: Eukaryota; Metazoa; Arthropoda; Malacostraca; Decapoda; Palaemonidae. Gene Ontology annotation, molecular function: zinc ion binding; metallocarboxypeptidase activity. The transcript has 6 exons. The record is from RefSeq and is a predicted model, not a curated record.